AUAAUUUCAAAAUGUCCGUAUUUUUGUGAUCUUUUUGUCCUUAGGACUUUAUCUACCAGUGAUGAUGUUGAGGACCGAGAGACUGAGAAAGGCCGCCUGGAAGAAGCUUAUGAGAAAUGCGACCGGGAUUUGGACGAGCUCAUUGUCCAGCACUACACCGAGCUCACCACUGCCAUCCGCACAUACCAGAGCAUCACAGAGCGCAUCACCAACUCGCGCAACAAGAUCAAACAGGUGAAGGAGAAUCUGCUAUCGUGCAAGAUGCUGCUGCAUUGCAAGCGAGAUGAGCUGCGCAAGCUGUGGAUUGAAGGGAUUGAGCACAAACACGUCCUGAAUUUGCUGGAUGAGAUUGAGAACAUCAAGCAAGUGCCUCAGAAGCUGGAGCAGUGCAUGGCCAGCAAGCACUACCUCAAUGCCACAGACAUGCUGGUAAGAUGUGGUAAACAGAUGCUCGUGGCUUAUAAAAAGCCUGAAGUGAUCCGACAAGGAGCCUGUAUCCCUCGCAUUGAAAUUGGAGCACUGAUGAAUACUCUCGCCUGUAGCCUUGUGAUACAUACAGUGGAAAUUAGACCUUUGCAGUCGUCGUGA
Messenger RNA from Pterocles gutturalis (yellow-throated sandgrouse), 588 nucleotides. RefSeq names its product exocyst complex component 4-like. The record is from RefSeq and is a predicted model, not a curated record. The transcript is spliced from 3 exons. Gene Ontology annotation, biological process: Golgi to plasma membrane transport; chemical synaptic transmission; exocytosis. Gene Ontology annotation, cellular component: exocyst; synapse; growth cone membrane. The annotation marks the transcript as partial. Lineage: Eukaryota; Metazoa; Chordata; Aves; Pterocliformes; Pteroclidae.